Aethalodelphis obliquidens (Pacific white-sided dolphin) is the source of this 1585-nucleotide messenger RNA. It is a transcript of the gene FGF6, whose product is annotated as fibroblast growth factor 6. The transcript is spliced from 3 exons. Lineage: Eukaryota; Metazoa; Chordata; Mammalia; Artiodactyla; Delphinidae. The record is from RefSeq and is a predicted model, not a curated record. Bases 795 to 1421 code for a protein of 208 amino acids. Gene Ontology annotation, molecular function: growth factor activity.
ACCGACCCUAGCCUCGCCUCCCUCCACGAUCCUCGGGACCCUUGCAUACCGCACCCCCAUCUCUGUCCUCUCUUGCUAAAGGGGUUCAGCCUUUCAGCAUCCCCCCAGGCUCUGUGGCCCUCAACCAUGAGCUCUUUCCAUGAAUAGGGUAACGCGUGUGCCCCGGUCAUUGCCUGCCACCAAGACUGCCCCACCCCUGUCUUUACCCUUUGCCCUCUAAAUGAGGAAGCCAGCGCUGCCAGGCCAAGAACUUCUGCCCAAUUUGGGUCUUGGGUGGCCUCUGGCCUCCCUCUUCCCCGGGGCCCCUGGCCAACUCCUCCCUCCCCUCAGGGAUGCUCGCCGCUCACUUCAUUCCUGCUUCAUAGUUGGAAUGACAGUGGCUCCCAGCAUCCCUGGGUGCCGGGGGUCUGGGGAGGCCGCCAGGCCCAGCAGCAGGUUAGUGUUACAGCCCUGGAUGAGUGAGCCAGGCCAGCUGACGUCAGGGUGAUGAAGGGCGGCGGGGCGGGCCAGGCUGCUGAACUAUAAAGAUAGGUCAAAUCAAGCAGAACCAACUCGGGUCGGAGUGAGCGGGCCAGCUAGACCGCGUCCCCAAGCCAUGGUCCGUACCGGCCGCGGCUCAGCCCGGGUCCCUCUGCUCCAGACCCGAGUGCCCAGAGCAGGCUUUCGUUUCAUGUCAGCAGUCUUCAACUGCCUUCCAAAAAUAAGCCCCUGCCGCCAUGCGGAGGGGAGGAAAACAAGAAGGGCGGUAUUUUUAGGGCCAUUAAUUCCGACCACGUGCCUGAGAGGCAAGGUGGAUGGCCCUGGGACAGAGGCAGCUCAUCACUAUGUCCCAGGGAGCAGGACGUCUGCAGGGCACGCUACGGGCUCUCGUCUUCCUCGGCGUCCUCGUGGGCAUGGUGGUGCCCUCCCCUGCGGGCUCCCGCGCCAACAGCACGCUGCUGGCUUCGAGGGGCUGGGGCACCCUGCUGUCCAGGUCUCGGGCUGGGCUGGCUGGAGAGGUUGCUGGCGUGAACUGGGAAAGCGGCUAUUUGGUGGGCAUCAAGCGGCAGCGGAGGCUCUACUGCAACGUGGGCAUCGGCUUCCACCUCCAGGUGCCCCCCGACGGCCGGAUCAGCGGCACCCACGAGGAGAACCCCUACAGCCUGCUGGAGAUUUCCACAGUGGAGCGAGGCGUGGUGAGUCUCUUUGGGGUGAAAAGUGCCCUCUUCGUUGCCAUGAACAGUAAAGGAAGAUUAUACACCACGCCCAGCUUCCAAGAGGAGUGCAAAUUCAGAGAGACCCUCCUGCCCAACAAUUACAACGCCUACGAGUCAGACGUGUACCGAGGCACCUACAUCGCGCUGAGCAAAUACGGACGGGUGAAGCGGGGCAGCAAGGUGUCCCCGAUCAUGACCGUCACUCACUUCCUCCCCAGGAUAUAAGGACCCUGAAGGAAGGCUCACAGGUGGAAAGCAAUGUCUUUUCUGUUGGAAUUUUGCACAAGUGAACAAUUCCCCCCUCCCCCCAUGCCCCCCCUAUUCGGGCUCCUUUUAUGCUUGGGGGGACCUGAGUCGGUUCCCUUGGCCACCGGACCCCAUGACACGUG